CACAAGCUCUUGUUUUCUUCCCUCUCCGCCUUUUGGUCCGGCAGGGGCCCUGCUCGGUCAGGUGGCACGCUCACAUUGGUCUUUGCUGCUGCCUGCAAAACUUUUGCGAUGAUCACUAUUCGCCCGUUACCUUUUUUUCUGUCUGCAUGCUAGACGACGAAUCUUGUUCGGAUUGGCAGUCAUCUUUAGAUAUAUAGCCAGGCAGCCAAAUAUAUAGUUCCUGAUUUCUUGGUCUUGCAUUGGAUGCAUCUAUAAAUCUCUCUAACUUGCCAGGCAGUGCAAUACAGUAUCGAUCAGGCAACACAUGGAGGACUCGACCCAGUUCAUGCAGUGGGCCCUGAGCACGCUGCAGCACGAGCAGCCGCCGCCGGGAACGCCGGCGCCGGCCGCCGUCGCCUACGACGAUGGCUGCGACGACACCGUCUCGUCCAUCCCGGUGCUGCGAUACUCGGCGUCGGUGGAGAGCAUGGUACCGGGGGAGCCACCAGCACGGGAAGGCCUGCGCGCCAGCAACAGCUGGAGCUCAGUGGACACCGACAGCGGGAGUGGCGGCGGCAGCGGCGGCGGCGCCUCCGCCACUGCCUGGUCGCCGCCGCAGCACGCGGCCAUGUGUGCUGCCACGGCCCCCGGCAGCUGCAGUAGCGGCACCAACCAGCAGCCAAUGAGCUGGGACUUCAAUUCCGCGUCGGCGCAGCUAAUCAUAGAAGCCCAGCCGAACUCUGCCGCCGCCGCACUGCAGGCGGAGAGCGGGGCCGGCGGCGGCGGCGGUGUCGCCGUGCCGCAGUUGACGCAGCACGGCCGACGGUCACCGCCGACGAGGAGGGCCUCUGCCAAGAUCUCCGCGUCGUCUUCGUCAGCGCCGUACUCGCAGGACCACAUCAUCGCGGAGCGGAAGCGGCGGGAGAAGAUCAACCAGCGUUUCAUCGAGCUCUCGACAGUCAUCCCCGGCCUCAAGAAGAUGGACAAGGCGACGAUCCUCUCCGACGCGACGAGGUACGUGAGGGAGCUCCAGGAAAAGCUCAGGGCGCUCCAGAAGGACGGCGGCGGCGGCGGCGGCGGCCGGGGCAUGGAGUCGGCGGUGCUCGGCAGCAAGAAGGCGCGCAUUGCGGCGCCGGACGACGAUGAGGACGGCGGCGCGCAUCCUAACGCGGCAGGUGGGCCAGCGGCGACCAGGAACAACGCGCUGCCGGAGAUCGAGGUGAGGAUCUCGGAGGGCAACGCCGUGAUGGUGACGAUCCACUGCCGGGACGCCAAGGGAGUGGUGGUCAGGUCGCUGGCCGAGGUCGAGGGGCUGCACCUCAGCAUCACGCACACCAAUGUCGUGCAGUUCUCCGCUGCCGUUCUGAUCAUAAACAUCAUGGCAAAGGUGGAGCAGGGCUUCAACAGCACAGCAGACGACAUUGUAGGGAGGCUCAACGCAGCGCUAGCGUGUCACAAGUAGUAGCCCGGCCGGAAGAAACAAGGAACUGCUAGCUGCUAAAGAGCUAGCGCCAAACUUUAUCUUCAUCGACCGAUCUAUGCCGUGUGAUGUCGCCGGUGUGUGUAGCACAAGUCUAUGAUGACGAGCAGACCGGCGUCCCGUCGCAUGUGUACUUAAUUAGCUUCCAUGCAUGAUCCAAAAUAAAGUUUCUUCGUUCUGCACCUACCACACAUUUGGAAGAUACGCUUGAACUUCUCAAC
Molecule: messenger RNA, 1680 nt
Organism: Panicum virgatum (switchgrass)
Lineage: Eukaryota; Viridiplantae; Streptophyta; Magnoliopsida; Poales; Poaceae
Product: transcription factor bHLH18-like
Exons: 3
Coding region: 305-1441 (378 amino acids)
Molecular function (GO): protein dimerization activity
Source: RefSeq, a predicted model, not a curated record